This is a messenger RNA of Penicillium pulvis, 762 nucleotides long. RefSeq names its product SDR family NAD(P)-dependent oxidoreductase. The transcript has 3 exons. Gene Ontology annotation, molecular function: oxidoreductase activity, acting on the CH-OH group of donors, NAD or NADP as acceptor. The record is from RefSeq and is a predicted model, not a curated record. NCBI's taxonomy places the organism in Eukaryota, Fungi, Ascomycota, Eurotiomycetes, Eurotiales, Aspergillaceae. The coding region runs from base 1 to 762 and encodes 253 amino acids.
AUGUCAUACAGCGACUUAAAAGGAAAAACGUUCGUCAUCACCGGCGCAGCAGCCGGGCAAGGACGCGCCACUGCCCUCCUUCUCGCCCGCCAAGGUGCCAACCUGGGACUCCUCGACCUGCGAUUCCCACAGGAGGUGCUCGACGAAGUGACUCGACUAGGCGUUGAGGCACUGGGCUUCCAAGUCGAUGUGUCAGAUUCUACCACUGUCGAGGCCGCUGUGAAGGCGACAGCGGAAAAAUUCAACGGCAUCGAUGGCGCGGCCAACCUAGCCGGGUGGAUUGGCACACAGGGAUGGUCAGGAAAGGCCUAUGCCCUUGACACCAUAACAGACGAGGACUGGGAUGCCAUGAUGCAUGUCAAUCUGACUGGCAUUAAGAAUAGUCUCAAGGCAGAGUUACGUCACAUCAAGGAUGGGGGAAGUAUUGUGAAUGUCGCUAGCAUUGCAGGUCAGAGAGGAACCCCCUGGAAUGCGCCAUACGGAACGGCAAAAUGGGGUGUGAUCUCUUUGACAAAGUGCGCUGCACAGGAGGCAGGAACACGCAAUAUUAGAGUUAAUGCUGUCGCGCCGGGCGUGGUUGAUACCGCGCUGAUGGCGGCCUUAGGACCUGUUCAGCAGGUCAAUGACCGACUCAUCACACGAACAGCCCUCAAGCGAGUCGCCCAGCCAGAGGAAGUUGCCAGGACUAUCCUGUUCCUCCUUAGCAACGUGUCUAGCUAUGUGACGUCGAGUGUGAUCAACGUCGAUGGUGGUUACCAGUAA